AUGGAUUUCCAAGCCGGCAUCCUACAGGAUGGCAGCCCCAUGGAGAGCCUGGAGAAGCAGCUCAUCUGCCCCAUCUGCCUGGAGAUGUUCAGCAAGCCGGUGGUGAUCCUACCCUGCCAGCACAACCUCUGCCGCAAGUGUGCCAACGACGUCUUCCAGGCCUCCAACCCGUACUGGCAGAGCCGGGGCAGCGUCAUUUCGGGGGGCCGGUUCCGGUGCCCGUCGUCCCGCCACGAGGUGCUGCUGGACCGUCACGGUGUCUACGGGCUGCAGAGGAACCUGCUGGUGGAGAACAUCAUCGACAUCUACAAGCAGGAGUGCUCCCGCAGGCCCCUGAAGAAGGGGGAGCACCCCAUGUGCAAGGAGCACGAGGACGAGCGGAUCAACAUCUACUGCGUCACCUGCGAGGUCCCCACCUGCUCCAUGUGCAAAGUCUUCGGUGCCCACAAGGACUGCGAAGUCGCCCCCCUGCAAACCAUCUUCCAGGGCCAGAAGACCGAACUGAACAACUGCAUCUCCAUGCUGGUGGCGGGGAACGACCGGAUCCAGACCAUCAUCUCCCAGCUGGAAGACUCGUGCCGGAGCACCGAGGAGAACAGCGAGGCGGCCAAGCGGGAGCUGUGCGCUCGCUUCGACGCCUUGGCAGCGCUGCUGGAGGAGAAGAAGUCGGAGCUGCUGCAGCGCAUCGCCCAUGAGCAGGGCGACAAGACGGGCUUCGUCCAGGGCCUCAUCCGCCGGUACAAGGAGCAGCUGGAGAAGUCAAGUCGGCUGGUGGAGACGGCCAUCCAGGCCAUGGAGGAGACCGGGGGGGCUGCCUUCCUCAUGAACGCCAAGCAGCUCAUUAAAACGAUUGUGGAAGCCUCCAAGGGUGGCAGGCUGGAGAAGAUCGAGCACGGCUACGAGAGCAUGGACGCCUUCUCAGUGAGCCUGGACCACCUCGCCGAGGCAGUCCGCGCCUUGGACUUCAACCCCGCCGAGGAAGACGAGGAGUACUUUGAUGGGGAGGAAGAAGAAGCAGAGGAGGAUGAGGCGCCCGAGAGGGCAGUGAUGGGCGGGUACUUGGCGCACAGCCUGGCCAUCCUGACGGACGCAGCCCACCUCCUGACGGACUUCGCCAGCAUCAUGAUCAGCCUCUUUGCGCUCUGGGUGUCCUCACGCCCCCCCACCAAAACCAUGAAUUUCGGCUGGCACCGGGCAGAGAUCCUGGGGGCCCUGCUCUCCGUGCUCUCCAUCUGGGUGGUGACGGGCGUCCUGGUCUACCUGGCGGCCCAGCGCCUACUCUCGGCUGACUACAACAUCGAGGGUGGCGUCAUGCUCAUCACCUCUGCCUGCGCCGUGGCCGUCAAUGUCGUGAUGGGGGUGGCUCUGCACCAAACAGGACACGGGCACAGCCACGAGGCAGCCGGUGAGCAGCCCAAUGCCAGCGUCCGCGCCGCCUUCGUCCACGUUGUGGGGGACCUGCUCCAGAGUGUUGGUGUCCUCAUCGCAUCCUACAUCAUCUUCUUUAAGCCUGAGUACAAGUAUGUGGAUCCCAUCUGCACCUUCCUCUUCUCUGCGCUGGUGCUGGGGACGACGCUGACCAUCCUCCGUGACGUCCUCCUCGUCCUCAUGGAGGGCACCCCCAAAGGGAUGGACUUCAACGCCGUGCGGGAGACGCUGCUGGCGCCCGCAUCCCGCAUCCCACUGCCGCUGGCCGGACUCUGCCACUCCACCCACCUUUAUUGCACUGGUAAAACCCAAUAA
Molecule: messenger RNA, 1743 nt
Organism: Charadrius vociferus (killdeer)
Lineage: Eukaryota; Metazoa; Chordata; Aves; Charadriiformes; Charadriidae
Gene: TRIM63
Product: tripartite motif containing 63, E3 ubiquitin protein ligase
Exons: 14
Coding region: 1-1743 (580 amino acids)
Biological process (GO): zinc ion transmembrane transport; response to zinc ion
Cellular component (GO): plasma membrane
Molecular function (GO): zinc ion transmembrane transporter activity; zinc ion binding
Source: RefSeq, a predicted model, not a curated record